Molecule: messenger RNA, 3548 nt
Organism: Harpegnathos saltator (Jerdon's jumping ant)
Lineage: Eukaryota; Metazoa; Arthropoda; Insecta; Hymenoptera; Formicidae
Product: partitioning defective 3 homolog
Exons: 1
Coding region: 564-3452 (962 amino acids)
Biological process (GO): microtubule cytoskeleton organization; intracellular protein localization; establishment of centrosome localization
Cellular component (GO): apical junction complex; apical plasma membrane; cell cortex
Molecular function (GO): phosphatidylinositol binding; protein binding
Source: RefSeq, a predicted model, not a curated record
CUCUGUGAACAAAAUCAUGCCGUCCUAAAAUCGACCGACCAUUCGACACGUUAGAGAAGUUUCUUUUGGUAGUACUGCGUAAGCUGCCAUUUUAUUCGAUUCCACCGUUCCGUCGCGGCAGUGAAACGACGGAACUAAAAUGUUGUAAUGGCGAGUGCGUCUAUUCCGCAUAUUUGAUAUCUCGAUAAAGUUGGGCGUACGCGUCGCCUUAUCAAUUAUCCUGACAAAGUAUCAAUAUUCUCGAGCGUUCUCUUGAUACUUUUGUGUUGCGCGCUCAGUACGCGAAUCACGAGGAUACCGCUUAACACCCAUAACGCGCAGUAUCAGCAUCGGUGAAUCAUUAUCGAGAUAUGGAGAGAAGUGACUCGAGUAAAACACGAUAAUCGCAUUAGUACCCGACUCCGAGUCCAUCACACGCCACAUCGCGGAGAGCGCGCGACAGUGUUCUGUGUUUGUUUGGCGUUGAAUGAAUUUAAAUUAUUAGACAGUUUCAUCAUUGUUGCGAUCGUUUGGACGCACACACCUGUGCUCGUACAUUUCCAUAAUAUGAAAUCGGGAGCAGCAUGAAGGUAACCGUGUGUUUCGACCACGUCAGGGUAGUGGUCCCGUGCGGAGAUGGAACUCUGUUUGUGAGAGAUCUGAUGCACGAGGCCAUUCUGAGAUAUAAGAAGGCCACUGGCAAAAAUGACAACACUCUGACCAUCAACAGCUUGUCUUCCUUGACUGGAGGUGGUUUGUUGGAUCCAGAUGACAGAUUAUGCGAUGUAGCUGAUGACAGGGAACAAAUUGUGGCGCACUUUGCAAGCUCUGAUGUCAAUCACGUCGGUGGAGAUGGUGCAAGUUCAGUUGGCACAAACAGCCCUGACUUCUUUCAUACAGAUGGGAAAGAGCAAGCUUAUUCUAUUGAUAUCCAUUCCUCUGUACCUACUAGUAGUAUUAAGAGAGAGAGCACGAAGCGGUUGUCGAUGCAUGCAUUAUCAACCAGAGAACCUUGUCUCGCAACAUAUUCUGCUCAGUCUCUACCUAGAGAAUCUCGACGAAGGGAACCUUUGGGUCAAGAUUCUAAGGCCUCGUAUGAAUUUGGUAAUAAUAUUGAAUAUAAGGAUCAAGAGGUACGUGAAAUUGUGAUAAAAAAUGAAGCAGGACCACUAGGGCUGCAUGUGGUGCCAUGUUAUGAUUUAUUAGGCAAUGAUCAAGGACUCAGGGUUGAAGGUAUUGAACCAAAUGGCCGUAUUGCUAGGGAUGGACAAAUCAAUUUACAUGAUAAUAUUAUAAAGAUAAAUGGUCAUAACUUGUUGCACAUACCAUUUGCAAAGGUUCAAGAGAUUUUUAGAACAUGUAUGAAUGAUCCCUGUCUACAAAUAUCUGUUGUUAAACAUAAGCAGAAGGUAAGAAAUGAAAAAGCUUUGAAUAAAAUUGUUGGUAAUACCAGUGGAGAAGCGGAAAAGGCCAACGGUGAUGACAAUAUCAAAAAACUUCAGUGCAGCAACUAUAAUCUUUUACAAACUGCAAAUACUAGGAAAAUUGGACGGAUGAUAGAGAUAGAAUUGACAAAAGGAAGCAAUGGUUUAGGGUUUAGUGUUACCACACGUGAUAAUCCGGCAGGAGGACAUUGUCCCAUAUAUAUUAAGAAUAUAUUACCAAAAGGUGCUGCGGUUGAGGAUGGUAGACUAAGACCAGGUGAUAGAUUGCUAGAAGUAAACAACAAGGAGAUGACUGGUAAAAGUCAAGCUGAAGUCGUGUCACUGCUGAGAAAUAUCCCUUCUGGUGGAAAAGUUAGGAUAGUAGUAUCACGACAAGAAGAAAUUUCUUCAAGCAUUCCAGACCCUCAGGGCACUGCGACAUCUACUUCCAUGGUUACCGAUGUGUUGGAGAAUUCAAAAUAUUGGAAUGCAUUAAAUAGAUCAUCAGCAAAAAAGAACGAUAUACCAGAUAAAAUAACCACUCACAAUUAUGAUAAAUGUACGUAUAAAUCUACAAAAUCCUCCGAAGAUAUCGUCUUAUCUCCACGGAAGAAUCGUAUGAUAUUGACUUUAGACAUACCGGUGCAUGAUUCUGAAAAAGCUGGGUUAGGUGUCAGCGUUAAAGGCAAAACCAACAGUUCUGAUGAUAACAAUAUGGACUUAGGGAUUUUCAUAAAAAGUGUUAUCAACGGGGGUGCAGCAUCUAGGGAUGGUCGCUUGCGGACAAAUGAUCAAUUGCUCAAUGUAAAUGGUGUAUCUUUAUUGGGAUUAUCCAACUCUGAUGCGAUGGAGACUUUAAGGAGGGCAAUGCUUAAUACAAACAGCCCGGUAACUGGCGUGAUAACUCUUACAAUAGCCAGGAGAAUAUCAUCAUAUGAUAGUGAGAAGAAUAUUGUAGAUAAUUUACCGUCUUAUCGUAAGCCAGAAUCUGUCAGUAGUAUAUACAUAUCAGAUUCCACUAAAGUAAGUGAAGGUAGAGUCAAGGAGAAGAACACCUUAAAUUCUCAAGCAGAUAUAUUAGAUAACGGAGGGCUGUUGUCUUGCGUAACAGCUUCACCAUGGAACCCUGUCAUCGAUAGACUAACAGAGCAGUAUAAUAAGAAUAGUCUAAGGAACGAGAGUUAUUGUCUCGCCACUAACAAGACAUGGAUAGAACCCGUUAGCAAUGUAAAGAAGAUAACUAUAGGAUCGCGCGAUGACCGGGUCGAGCCAAUAUUGUUAGAGGAAUCUAACGACAUUUCUCAAGGAAAUGACGCCAAACGAAAUACCGAGGAUAAGGACAGCCAAUAUUCCGGAGACCCUACGUACGACAGCCAGUUAUCCUUAGAAGAGUUUAAUUCUUCGUCCAAUAAAUUUUCUCGCGAUGCUCUUGGGAGACAGAGUAUGUCUGAGAAACGACACGCAGCACUUGACGCUAAAAAUACGGAUACUUACAAGAGGAAUAAAAAGUUGCGCGAAGGUAGAGAAAAUAAGGCUGUGGAGCAAACUAGCCAGAAAUUGAGCAGUCAAGCAAGCAACCAAUCGAGUAAUUUAGAAGAUCAUUCGAAGAGGAGCGGCAAGUUGAACAAUUUUGAGAAGCAUACGAGCAAAGGGGCCUUAGCCGAAAAUACAAGUACCGAUAACACCACGAAACACUAUGAAAAAUCCGUCGAUCCUGCUCAAUCGGAAUACAUGUAUACUAUUCCCGGAUGCAAUACAUUUCUUUCGCCGAGGAAACACUGGCUGGUGGAUGACGUGCGUGGUGAAGUUACGAGUAGCAAUAAUAUCAAAGACGAGCGAGAAGGUUUCUCAAACAGCCGAGGGGACGUUAAGCAGGCUUCUCUUAAUUCAGCCUUAGACGAUCGAUAUAAGCGUUCGCGGAAGAAAGGCGGUAUUCGAUCGAUGUUGCGACUGGGCAAGAACAGGAAAUCACUUAAUUUCGGCGAUAGUAUAGAAACAAGACACGAGACUAGUAAUUAUUGCAGUGGAACAAUCAAUUAUAUCGCGUAAUCACAAUGAGAAUUUUCGAGAUGAAUCCGGAAUUUAGUAUAAGAGUAAAUAAUAUACAUAUACAUUAUAUCGUGACUUUGCAAAUAUAUACACAUU